AUAGAAAUUGAACGUAAAGUGCAAAACGCACUAAACUUUGUGAUAUUCUCAUUGUGUGGAUGUCACAAAUGGACACAAUGGCCCUCAUCAAGGAAAGAUAACCCAAUCACAAUGAGUAAGAAGUUAGGCGGCUGUCCACCCAGAUGGGUCAACUGUCCCAGAAAAGGAGUGCUUGUUCAAGGAAAGUUUUUGCCCUUCAAGACUAUGUUGGAUAGUAAAUAUGAUGACCAGAUACCAGAGUACAGUCGCUUCAACCCAGAUCUUCUAUUUUCCUCCCUGAAAACCAUGAAACUGAAAAUGGGCCUCCUGAUUGACCUAACAAACACCAAUAGAUUCUACAACAAAGAGGAGAUAGAAAAGAAUCAUGACUGUAAAUAUGUUAAACUCCAGUGUAGAGGUCAUGGAGAAACACCUGCUAGUGAACAUGUGGAUAUUUUCAACAAUCUAUGUCACCAUUUCAUCUCUCAAAAACCACUAGAAAUCAUUGGUGUACACUGUACUCAUGGCUUCAACAGAACAGGCUUCCUGAUCUGUGCUUACCUGGUGGAGAAGUUGUCAUGGAGUAUAGAGGCAGCUGUCCAUACAUUUUCCCAGGCGAGGCCACCUGGUAUAUAUAAACAGGACUACCUGGAAGAGUUGUUCACACGGUACGGUGAAAAGGAAGAUACGCCUCCGGCCCCUGCCCUGCCAGACUGGUGUGAUGAAACGGAUGACCAGGAUGAUAAUGGUAAUGCUAUUAAUGGUGAGAGUUCUGCUGAGGGAGGAGGAUUUAAAGGACGAAGAAGAGAAUUUGUCAAAAAAGAUGCCAAGUUUAUGGAGGGUGUGAAAGGUGUAUCACAACUUCGUCUACAACCCAAACUGGCAGAGAUACAGAGACGUUGCCAACUCAUGUGUGGCUGGAACAGCUCUGGCUUUCCUGGUUCACAACCCGUUUCAAUGGAUAUUAAGAAUCUGUCAUUUGUCCAAAAGAAACCGUACAAAGUCAGCUGGAAAGCUGAUGGAACAAGAUAUAUGAUGCUGAUUGAUGGAAAGAAUGAAGUGUUCAUGUUUGACCGAGAUAAUACUGUAUUCCAUGUACCAAACCUUGAAUUUCCACGCAGGAAGGAUCCUAAAAGUAGCAUCAAAGAUACUCUCCUUGAUGGGGAGAUGAUCUUAGACAAGAUUGACGGCCGAACGGUCCCACGAUACCUCGUGUACGACAUUGUAAGAUUUGAGGGAAACGAGGUCGGAAAGACCAGUUUUAAUACACGAUUACACUGUAUUGAGAAAGAAAUCAUUGGACCACGUUAUGCAAAAAUGGCGCAAGGACAAUUGGACAAGAACAAGGAGCCAUUUAGCAUAAGGGCCAAACCUUUCUGGGACGUCACAGUUUGUCGGAAGAUACUAGACGGCCAUUUCUCAAAGCAAGUCAGCCAUGAGGUGGAUGGUCUAGUCUUCCAGCCUGUACCUGAUCCAUACUGUGCUGGCAGAUGUAUGGAGGUGCUCAAGUGGAAACCUCCAGAUCAAAACUCCAUCGACUUUAAACUCAAGAUUGUAAAAGAGAAACGCGAAGGGAUGCUUGCUGAAAACAAAGCUUAUCUGUACGUGCUGGGACUGGAACCCCCAAUGGCCAUGAUGAGGUAUACUAAGAGUAUUAAGGACCUUGAUGGUAAAAUUGUGGAGUGUUCUUGGGAUGGGAAGGAGUGGAAGUUUAUGAGGCAGCGAACAGAUAAAUCUCACCCUAACAGCUACAAUACAGCUAUGGGAGUUUGGCAGAGUAUACAGACACCAGUGACUAAAGACAUUCUAUUCAAUGCUGUGGAGAAUUUACCAAGCCAUUUAACUAAACAGGAACAAGUGAGAACACGUCCGCCUGUGAGCGGGGGUAGUGACAGAGAUCUCAUGCCUCCGCCUGCCAAACAAGUUAGACGGGAGAUGACAGGCACAUGACAGUGGUUCUAAUUUGAUUCUGAUGUCUUAAAUAUCACUACACAUUUUGAAGAAGUUCAAAAUGUCUGGUGUCUCAACAAACCAGUAUGGAAGUAUACUUCUGUAUAGUGAAAUGAUGAGAAAGAUGCAUUGUCAAUGAUCUCUAUGUAAAGGAAUUAGGACAAGAAACUAGCCAUUUAUAUAAAACAUCUGGAAUGUGAAGAAUGUGAAAUAUGUCUUGAAUUAAAAUUCUUGUCAAAGAUAAGCUGUAAUGUAAGAGAUUUGGUGUUUUGUGAUGACAUCUUUGGUAGAAUUUUACAAGUAGAUACUAUCCAAUAUUAAUCUAUCACUGAAACAACCUUUUUUAUUUGUUUGCUUUGAUAUUUGAUCUAGUCCUUUGCAGUCUGCAAGAUAAUGUAGAAAUCCACCAAGAAAAUGAAGUAGAACACAUUCAUUUAGUUUUGAGGGGUUUGGUGUUUUGUUGUUUUAAGGUUGGAAUAAAGUCGCAGAAAGAGGACAGUUUGAAAAUCAAAAGACAAAAAUUUGAAGCCAGUUUUGCAAUUUUCCUGAAAACUGUAUUCCCUUUUUUAAAAAUUGUUGACAAAAAAUUGAAAAUCAAAAACAUUGAAACACUGUUCAUCAAGACCAUUAAUCUCGAGACCACUUUAGGCUGAAACUACAUGACAACAUUUCUUUGUAUUACCAGGUACUAAAUUACAGCGAAAUGAUCUUACAAGACUGACAAUGCUAGUCUCUGAACCUGUGACUUUGAAAGGACUAGCUGUAUCCCCUGUGGAUUUUUUGACAGGACCUGUUGGUGCAAUGUUUAUAAGUGCUGUGUUUUUCAUACAUUGGAUAUUGCAUCAUUGUAAUUAAUCAAUCCUGACAUAUUGAUCAGGGUCACUUGAAUGUUUGUUCCAUGUCUUCCCAUCUUAGGAGAUUUAAGCAGAUUAUUGUUGAAGAAUUCAACUUCUAGGUCGAUUUUAUGUGAAUAAAAUCAUGAUUGUGUCAGACUCUUCAUAAAGCAUUUUGAUUAUGUUUUAAGAAUCUCCCUUUUAAAAAAAUGUCCAUUAUAAAAUUUAUUAGGCCAUUAAAAUGCUGUUUUCAUGAAAGUUUGCAAAAUUUAUAAAGAUUGUGUGUUAACUCUAAUUACAGAAUUGUUCAUUCUUUCCAGUUUGAUACAAGCUUAAAGAAAAUAGUUAUUCAUUAAUCUUUCACCAGAUAAAAAGAUAAAUUCUCAGACUCAUUUCAUAGAUAUCAUGAAAUGGGAACUCAUGUAAUAUCCUCUACACAGGGGAAAGUCAUCAGGAGUUCUGUUAAUUUCUCGUUUGAUGAUAGAUUUAUUUCACAUCGCUGGCAUUGAAUCUUGCAUAUCUUAUGUUUUUGAAAUGAGACAAUAACGUAAAUCAGUUUUAUAAAGGUUUCCUUUAUCAUGGUAUUAGGUUACAUUACGCACCUGAAUUGAGUCUACUUUUGACACCUGCCACAGAUAUUGAAGUCUCAUUAAACACUUACAUCCUAUUCUGUAACUUCAAUGGAUUUGUGUUUUUGUGAUGAUCCUCUCAUAUCAUUCCAGUGAUAUUUCAUACAUAACAGGUGCCAUAGAGUGAAUUCAUUAUCACAAACUUGUUUGCCUAAAAGCUAGAGCAAAAAACACUUUGUCCAUUACUGGUGUCUUAAGGUAUGAUACCCAGUAUUGUCCGUUACAGGUGUCUUAAGGUAUGAUACCCAGUAUUGUCCGUUACAGGUGUCUUAAGGUAUGAUACCCAGUAUUGUCCGUUACAGGUGUCUUAAGGUAUGAUACCCAGUAUUGUCCGUUACAGGUGUCUUAAGGUAUGAUACCCAGUAUUGUCCGUUACAGGUGUCUUAAGGUAUGAUACCCAGUAUUGUCCGUUACAGGUGUCUUAAGGUAUGAUACCCAGUAUUGUCCGUUACAGGUGUCUUAAGGUAUGGUUCCCAGUAUUGUCCAUUACAGGUGUCUUAAGGUAUGGUACCCAGUAUUGUCCAUUACAGGUGUCUUAAGGUAUGGUACCCAGUUUUGUCCAUUACAGGUGUCUUAAGGUAUGGUACCCAGUAUUGUCCAUUACUGGCGUCUUAAGGUAUGGUACCCAGUAUUGUCCAUUACAGGUGUCUUAAGGUAUGGUACCCAGUAUUGUCAAUUACAGGCAUCUUAACGUAUGGUUCCCAGUAUUGUCCAUUACUGGUGUCUUGAGGUAUGGUACCCAGUAUUGUAUUAUUCUACACAGUUAAAACUGGUGUCCAUAUUUUCAACCCCGUUGGACAGAAAUAUCCUCAACUUCCGGUGAGGGUAAAGUAUUUCUGUCUAACCCCAGCAAGACAGCCUGCAUGCACGGAAAGUGACAUUUCUGGUUCAUGUUGUAAAUGAUGUCAUUUUUAUGACGUGUCAGGGUCAUUUGGGGUCAUGGACGCCAAUAAGAAUUGUCAUUUGGGUCUCAAAUGCAAAUGACUAUAUCAAUGGUUAUAUGUCACGUGUAUUUAUUUGCUUAUUUAUUUUCAAGGGAAAAAAGGGUAGAAAAAGAUCAUUGCCUACCUUGAGGGUAGGAUAGAGAAAGCUAUACCUUCGGAAGAGAUUCCUGACAAUCUAACCCUCGGCAAAGUCUCAGGUUAGACAAUCAAGAAUCUCCUCCUCGGGGAGAGAUUUCUUUGUCCUACCCUCCAGCUAGGGAAAGAUCCUAUUAAUGUCAAAUUGAUACAUAUUAAUUUAUUUUCAUUGCUUUGACUGGCUAGGUACACUUCUUCUUUUACAGGCUUAAACACCAAGGUGUAGUCAUGAACAGGUACUUGUCACAACUUAUUUUUCCCAUUGGUAGCACCGUUUUACACAUCAGAGAAUAUCAAAUGAUACUGAGAAAAAACUCCAGAGCCUGUGCACAUAUUAUUAUAUUAAAUAUAUACCAUUAGGAUCCUACUUCAUUAUACACAAGUGAUCAAUAUCAUAUGUGAGAACUGGAGUACUAGAAGUCAUUUGGUGUAUAAUGUCCUUCUUUUAUUCAUUUACAAUACACUGGUAUUUCUCAGAGACCCGAGCAAAUUAAAGAUAAUAAAGAUUCUAAUUGAGAUCAUA
Molecule: messenger RNA, 4993 nt
Organism: Ylistrum balloti
Lineage: Eukaryota; Metazoa; Mollusca; Bivalvia; Pectinida; Pectinidae
Product: mRNA-capping enzyme-like
Exons: 19
Coding region: 112-1929 (605 amino acids)
Biological process (GO): 7-methylguanosine mRNA capping; protein dephosphorylation
Molecular function (GO): mRNA guanylyltransferase activity; mRNA 5'-triphosphate monophosphatase activity; protein tyrosine/serine/threonine phosphatase activity
Source: RefSeq, a predicted model, not a curated record